UAGGACCUUGAGGUUUGUGCUGCAAAGUGCAGCUCCUCCUCCCGCAGAAGGCUGUUUACGAAGAAAGCCUCGGUUCCUGGGACAAAAACAAGGGCUGGACGAGCAGUGUGCCCCGCAGCACAGGCUCGUCUCCAUCUCCAACGACUUGGCGCCGUUGUCUUCAAUAGCUUUUUUUUAACAAAAAAAAAUCUUUAAAACAUUUUUUUUCUUAGCUUUUCUUUGAAAAGGUAGCGCACUAUGUUGUCGAUCGAUUCCUCCCGUCAGCUCUUGAAAAUGUUCCUGUCCGUGCACGCGGUUCUCGUGAGGGUGGCCAUGGUGGAGAGCAGUGCGUCGAAUGGACACGAAAAAGGCUGCAUGAGAUCAAAUGGUGUGCAGUACAGAGGGGAAGAACACAGCUCCUCCUCGGGGCUGACCUGUCUCAACUGGACCAACACCAGCAGAGACUACAACGACGGAUUCCAUCCCGACUCACAGACAGGUGUGGGAGAUCACAAUUACUGCCGAAACCCCGACUCCUCUGAGAGGCCUUGGUGCUACAUUGCCGGCCCAGAUGGGACCGUCCAGAGACAGUUCUGUGCAGUGAAGACAUGCGAAGCUGCGGGUGUAGCGGAAGAGGCAGAGGCUUUCAAACCAACAGACACCAUUCCCCCAACUGAGAGCUUUGAACCGGCCCAGACGGAGGCCUCUCAGGGAGAAGUGGCUGCUGUGCAGCCAGUGAUGGGAAUCAGCCAACGAGUGCGCACCGGACCCAAGAAGAAGAAGGACCUUGGCGUGAUCGGCUACGUCAUUGGCAUUCUCAUGAUGUCGAUCAUAAUUCUCCUCGCAGUGGGCAUCACAUUCGGCUACUUCUAUAAGAGGGGGCGGGACUUAAAGAAGCAGCACGAGCAGCGGGUGUAUGAGCGCGAGAUGCAGCGGAUCACCCUGCCCCUGUCGGCUUUCUCCAACCCCACCUGCGAGCUGGUGGAUGAGAACACCAUCGUGAUCACGGCGGAGCCCGAGACGACCCCCGUCCAGGACGACUCGGAGGGCGGGGACCCCCUCAUGGGCCAGCAGGCCGGGACCCCUGGAGCAUGAGCGCGCCUGUAGUCCUCAGACGCUGGACCGUGAUGCCCCUUUGUAAACGUUUCUUCGCUUGUCCCUUGAGCCUCCCUGAUUAACCUCUGAUUUAAAAGGACGAGGACGGGACUGAGUGCUGCCCUUUGUAUCUUUCUAGUGAUUUUCAUGCAGAGGCCCUACUAAACACUGAGGAAACAGUCCUAACAUCUUGAAACCCUCCCGGCGGAUCUGUUCUCAAUGAAGAUAUGGCAUGAAGUCUUUCAUUUUCACAGCUGCUACAUUUGAUAGCCAAGAAAAUAAGGUCAUGCCCUGUAAAAGAACAGUAUGAAAAUCUCAUCUAAUGCACUUGCCAGUGUUUAUUACUGUGUAAUGAAACCUGUUCUUUACACAGAGAGCUGUUUGGAAUGGCGGCUCAUGGGCUUUUUAGGUGUCCUACACCGGAGGUUUCAUUUUCUAUUCACCUAUUGAUUGGGCCGAAGGAGACGCAGAUAGGAAACUUUUAUGUAUAAACAAUGCUUUGUUGAGGUGAGACACAGGAGUCCAAAAAUAUCGUCCCACUAAGACCAAGGGAAGGCCUUUGACUCGGCCUCAGCAUGUGAUGCUUCUGAAUGUAUUUGUUCCUUAUUAACCCAGAUGGAUUUAUUUUUCCCUUUGUACUCAACUGACAGACCUUUUGAGGUCACAAAGCAUGACGGCGGUCAUGUCAUCGGCGGACAUGAUAGAGGACGCCCCUUUUCUUCCACAGGUUAAGGAGUGACAGGAAAUGUACCUGAGAGGCAGAUGGUCCUCAGGACGACACAGGAUGGUGUCUUUGCAGAGCAGGACGGAGCGCGUGUUGGGAUGAGGAAGCCAGGCGUUAGGAUUCCCACAUUUGAGAUGCGCAUGGGACGCUUUAGGAUAGAGAUGGAGUAGAAUAGAAACAUUACAAGUGCUUUGCCAGUGCAUGCACAUGGUUACCUGCUGUAUGUUUGUCUUCAGAAGUCACAUCUUUGAUUCUUUAAAAGUGGAACUACUGAAUUAUAUAUUUUAGAACAUCAUUCAGAAAUAAUCAUGCACGGAAGAUUAAGUUGCACAUGAUGCGCCGUUACUUCAUAGUGUAUUGCAAGUUUGUUCGUCACCACUCGUCACUCCGAAUGAUCUGGUUUUGGUUACUGCUGUUCCAUUAUUUCAUGUGUUUGUGCUGAUUGUAUUAUUUUUUUCUUCAUAUAUGCAACACGUUCAACAUACUGUCCAGUAUUUUAAAUGAAUACUUGUAUUUGUAUAAAUGCAGAUUUUCACCGCUGGUAUUGAAAUAAAACAACAAACUUAGACCUCAAUGUGUUGUAAUUAACAAAUAAGAAAGGGAGUAACGUAAUGGCUGCAGGAAUGUCUUGCUGUUCAAGGUUUGCUCACCAUCUCCCUCUGUUGGCUUUUCUUAGACACAUACUUCAGUCAUUGGAAUCACCUGAGAAAGAAGCAUGACAUUUAAUAAAAUAAAAUACUUGUCUCAUA
This is a messenger RNA of Pungitius pungitius (ninespine stickleback), 2547 nucleotides long. It is a transcript of the gene pik3ip1, whose product is annotated as phosphoinositide-3-kinase interacting protein 1. The coding region runs from base 238 to 1074 and encodes 278 amino acids. Gene Ontology annotation, biological process: negative regulation of phosphatidylinositol 3-kinase/protein kinase B signal transduction. The record is from RefSeq and is a predicted model, not a curated record. NCBI's taxonomy places the organism in Eukaryota, Metazoa, Chordata, Actinopteri, Perciformes, Gasterosteidae. Gene Ontology annotation, molecular function: phosphatidylinositol 3-kinase catalytic subunit binding; endopeptidase activity; signaling receptor binding. The transcript is spliced from 6 exons.